CCACACACACGGUGCAAGAUUUCUUUUUUUUUUUUGGAAAUCUUGGUUGCACGGCAUCAAUGGAAGAAGAGAAGGAGCACACCAUUGUCAAUGUGGAGAUGGUGGAGACUGUAGAGAAUGUUGAAGAAACAGAAAAUGAUGAAGCAGUCCAAGUGCAACCAAAGCGGAAGCGAUUCAACAGGCUCGAUUCGCUCGAACAGGAAGCGAGCAAGGUGUCGGGAAUGGCCAAUAUGACCAAAGCCGUCUCCAUGGCUGCUGUAAUGCAGUUGGCUUUCCAAAGCAUCGGAGUUGUAUACGGUGACAUUGGCACUUCUCCUCUAUAUGUAUUUUCAAGCACUUUCUCCGAUAGAAUUCCAACACAUAGUGAUAUAAUCGGGGCGCUAUCUCUCAUCAUAUACUCUCUUACACUCUUUCCUCUUAUCAAAUACGUCUUCAUCGUCCUCUUUGCAAACGAUAAUGGAGACGGUGGUACAUUUGCCAUGUAUUCUUUGAUAUGUAGGUAUUCAAAUGUGAGUGCAAUUCCAAACCAACAAGUGGAGCACAUGGAUCUUUCAGCAUAUAAGUUACAGCUUCCCAACAAGCAUUCUAAGAGAGCUGGGUGGAUUAAAGAGGCUAUGGAAAGAAGCCCUUUUGCUAAGUUAUGUCUACUUUGUGUGGCUCUCCUUGGAACUUGCAUGGUCAUAGGAGAUGGAAUCUUGACUCCUUGCAUUUCAGUUCUAUCAGCGGUAGAUGGAGUAAGGAAAAUUGAUGCAAGUAUCUCUAAAGAUGUGGUGGUGAUGAUCUCUAUAGCAAUUUUGGUAGUCCUAUUUUCGAUUCAGAGAUUCGGGACAGACAAAGUUGGGUACACAUUCGCUCCUGCAAUCCUAAUAUGGUACUCAUUCAUUGGAGGGAUCGGUCUCUUCAACAUCGCCCACCAUGAUUCCUCUGUGCUCAAAGCCUUCAACCCUAUAUACAUAUUCCGAUACUUCAACGGCAAUCCAAAGGAGGCCUGGAUCUCUCUCGGCGGAGUUGUCCUCUGUAUGACAGGAACUGAGGCCAUGUUUGCAGAUUUGGGCCACUUCUCUGUCAGAUCCAUUCAGAUUGCAUUUACUGGGUUGGUAUACCCAUGUCUCAUUUGUGCUUAUGUUGGCCAAGCUGCAUACCUUUCCAAGUUCCCAACUAAUGUAGGAGACGCUUUUUACAAAUCUACUCCUGAGUCCGUGUAUUGGCCAAUGUUCGCGGCUGCGGUUAUGGCAUCAAUUAUUGCAAGCCAGGCAAUGAUAUCGGCCACGUUUGCGAUUGUCAAGCAGUCGAUGGCAUUGGGUUGCUUCCCGCGAGUCCGAGUCAUCCACACCUCACACAAGCAUGAAGGCCAAGUCUACAUUCCCGAAAUCAAUUUCUUGCUCAUGUUCGCUUGCGUCUUGGUUACGGCCGCUUUUAAAGAGACCACUAACAUUGGGAAUGCAUACGGGAUCGCUGUGGUUGCGGUAAUGUUGGUCACUUCCUCUCUGCUUAUUCUGAUAAUGCUCAUGAUAUGGCAAACCAACAUUCUCCUCAUUGCUCUCUUCGCGAUUGUAUUCGUCUCCUUUGAGCUCCUAUACUUUUCUUCAGUACUCUACAAGUUCACCAAAGGAGGAUAUCUACCUCUCUCCUUCGCCGCAGGGCUUUUCUUUGUAAUGUACGUGUGGCACUACGUGCAGACCAAGCGCCACGCUUUCGAAGUUGAGAAGAAGGUAUCAUCGCACCACCUAACCACCCUUGGCUCUGACCUUGGAAUCACAAGGGUCCCUGGUGUUGGUCUCUUGUACACCGAGUUGACCCAAGGUGUCCCAGCCAUAUUCUCCCACUUCCUCACCAACCUUCCGGCUAUACACUCGGUCUUGGUGUUCGUCUCUGUCAAGUAUUUGCCUGUGAAUAAAGUCCCAGCUGAGGAGCGGUUCUUGCUCAAACGAGUAGGGCCAAAAGACUACAAGAUGUAUAGGUGCAUUGCUAGGUAUGGUUAUCGCGACCGGAGAGUGGGGAAUGAGGAAUUUGAAAACUUGCUAAUGGAGCAUCUCAAGUCAUUUAUCAGGAUGGAGAAUUGGGAGAAUGGGUGCGAGGAUAAGAUACAUGAGAUGGGUGCGGAAGAUGGAGUAGAAGAAGAAAUUCAAUUCUUAGAGCAGUCGAGGAACUCAGGUGUGGUGUACUUGUUGGGCCACAGUGAAGUGAGGGCUAGUAAGGAUUCUUGUAUAAUUAAAAGAUUGGUGGUGGACUAUGUGUAUGAUUUCCUGAGGAGGAAUUUCAGGCAAGGAUUUGUCGAUUUACAGAUUCCUAACAAAAACUUGCUGCAGGUCGGAAUGAAUUAUUAUAUAUGAUAUAGGAUCAGUCGUGUGUUCAAAAAGUUUAGAUCAUCUUCUAUUUUCUUCUUUUCAUACCAUUGUAUAUGUUUAGAUGUUUAUAUAGGAAUGAGGACAGGAGGCAAUAAUAUUUUUACGCCUAUGGCAACAAGAGAAUGCUAACUAAUGUAAUGCAAAACGAUGAAAAAACUUCAGUUAAUGAAAAUACUUCUUUUGCAUUCA
This is a messenger RNA of Magnolia sinica, 2537 nucleotides long. Its product is annotated as potassium transporter 5-like. Gene Ontology annotation, biological process: potassium ion transmembrane transport. Gene Ontology annotation, molecular function: potassium ion transmembrane transporter activity. NCBI's taxonomy places the organism in Eukaryota, Viridiplantae, Streptophyta, Magnoliopsida, Magnoliales, Magnoliaceae. The record is from RefSeq and is a predicted model, not a curated record. The transcript has 9 exons. The coding region runs from base 60 to 2333 and encodes 757 amino acids. Gene Ontology annotation, cellular component: membrane.